Ambispora leptoticha is the source of this 1095-nucleotide messenger RNA. NCBI's taxonomy places the organism in Eukaryota, Fungi, Glomeromycota, Glomeromycetes, Archaeosporales, Ambisporaceae. The record is from the annotation of a GenBank genome assembly.
AUGGUUUAUGCUUAUGAAGAACCAUUAGCGAAACUAUGGAACGUAAGUUAUAGUAUGUUACCCACGCUAUUGGGUUACGAAAAAAAUUUAAUGAAAGUAGAUGAACGCCUACUUGAAUUACUAGAACAAGAUGAAUAUUUCACAAGUAUAGGUGGGACUUUCAUAGACGUACCGGGGAAUAAAUUACAUAUUAAUGUAUUAAGUGAUGCUAUUGAUGUGGUUAAACAUAAUUUAGAAUCGAAAUUUCAACAAGAUAGUCAUUUAUUUGUUUUUAAACCAGUAAAAAAUUCCAUAGCAGCAUUAGUACAUACUUUUGGACAAAUAUUAAAUAUAACUAAAAGACUUAAACCUUUGGUUAUUACUUGUUACAUUUCUGCAGAAUCUAAUUAUGUCUUUUUAAAAUCAUACCAACAAUAUGAUGAACAAAAUAGAGGGUUUUUCGAUGCCAUCAGACAAAUUAGUCAAUAUAACGAAACUGUAAAACAUCAUAAUGUUCCUAGCAUACCUAAUACUCAACCUUCUUUUGUUGAAACAAAUAAUAUGGAGAUAGAUGCUAUAGGUACUCGAAUCCUGGCUGGAGAUGGAGUAUAUAAUAAAGACCUCCAGGGGAGAUGUUCAUUGGGUUUUUGGGCAAAAUCCAAAGACUUAAAAUCCACUUACAUUGUAACUUCAGGACAUUGCUCUACCAACGAAAGUCAAUCGUUUUACCAUUGUAAAUGGAAUGAAAAUGUGUGUGUCGAUUUAAUUGGGUCUAUGAAAUUUAAACGUAGCUAUCCGCUCGACGCUGGAUUAAUCUCAAUAGAUAAUAAGAAGAUUAUAGAACUUUUCGAUACAGUAGUGGCUAUAAAUAACGUUGAUUCUGAACAAAAUGAUGAGUUGACUGUUUAUGAUGGCACAGAGUCAUCCAGUAAUGGUGCUCAUAUAUGUAAGUCUGGAUACGCUACACAUGUUACUUGUGGAAAAAUAAUUGCGUUCAAUGGAUUUUUCAUUAAUAAGGAACAAUUAUUAGCAUAUCCAUUAACCUUUUCAACCGCAAAAAGUGGGGUUUCUGACAGUGGAGGGCCUGUAUUUUCUUAUAAACCAGAUUUGAAACAA